Molecule: messenger RNA, 1266 nt
Organism: Corylus avellana
Lineage: Eukaryota; Viridiplantae; Streptophyta; Magnoliopsida; Fagales; Betulaceae
Source: RefSeq, a predicted model, not a curated record
AUGCAGGAAGAUCAGGAUGUGGUGAUAGUAGGAGCAGGAAUAGCAGGAUUAGCAACUGCUGUAGCCUUGAAGAAAGUGGGGAUCCGAGCUUUGGUGUUAGAAAAAUCACAAGGGUUGCGUGCCACUGGGGCUACCUUAAGUCUUUACCCUAAUGGUUGGGCUUCUCUUGAUGCCCUUGGCAUCUCACACAAACUCAAAAGCUUUUAUUCUCCUUGCACAAGGGCAUACAUAACAGAUACUGAUACAGGAGCAACUCAAGAAAUAUCUUUCACAAAAGCUAAUAGGAGUGGGGCCGAGCUUAGAGUUGUACACCGUAAAGCCUUGCUGGAAGCUCUGGCAGAGGAAUUGCCAAUGGAGACCAUCCGUUUCUCUUCCAAUCUCACCUCCAUUACAACCCAAACCCAAGAAGGCUCAUCGCCGCAUGUUGCUCUCAUUAAAAUGGAAGAUGGAACAACCAUCAAUGCAAAAGCUUUGAUAGGGUGUGACGGGGUAAACUCAAAGGUGGCAGCACAAUGUUUAGGACUCACCGCGCCUGUAAAUUCCGGCCGAUGGGCGGUGCGUGGGUUGGCCAUGUUUCCCCAUGGCCAUGGGUUGAACCAAGACUUCAAACAAUUUGUAAGUGUGGGCAAAAGGGCUGGCUUUGUCUCUCUCAACCAAACAGAGCUCUACUGGUUUCUCACUGCCAAAUUAGCUUCGUGGACAGAUAAAAGCAUAACAAGGGAUCCAAACAAGAUACAAAGAGAAGUGAUUGACAACUUUGCCACAGACUUGCCUCCAUUGUUCACAGAAAUCGUCCAGCAUUCUGAUCUUUCCACCAUAACAUGGGCUCCUCUAAUGUAUAGGCUCCCAUGGCAUGUCAUAUUUGGAAAUUUAUGCAAAGGAAAUAUCACUGUUGCAGGUGAUGCCAUGCACCCUAUGACGCCUGAUUUAGGACAAAAUGAAUGUGCAGCACUGGAAGAAGCUCUUGUUUUAGGCCAACAACUGGGGGGAUUGAUUACUCAAAAAACAGGCCUUGUGCCGGCAGCCGUGGCCAGAGCCUUUGAAAGAUAUGCUAAGAAAAGGAGGUGGCGUGCCGCGGGCUUGAUCACCACCUCCUAUCUGUCAGGGUGGGUGCAACUUGGUGGAUUUGGAUGGCACAUGAAAUUCUUAAGGGAUGUGGUGUUCUAUAAACUUCUUUACAGUAGGGUGUUGGAUGUUAUUAUACAUUAUGAUUGUGGGGAGCUCCCUUGUGUUACCUCAUGUAAUGGGUGUGAAAAGUCAGAUUGA